Messenger RNA from Ricinus communis (castor bean), 791 nucleotides. RefSeq lists its product as uncharacterized. The record is from RefSeq and is a predicted model, not a curated record. The coding region runs from base 150 to 584 and encodes 144 amino acids. The transcript is spliced from 3 exons. Lineage: Eukaryota; Viridiplantae; Streptophyta; Magnoliopsida; Malpighiales; Euphorbiaceae.
AUUUUUAUAUCAAACUGAACCUAUAAUACUUGUGUCAUAGCCACUAUUAUUAUUCUAUUCCUGCAUAGCAUAUCAAAAGGACUCCCAAGAUCAACAGACCUACUUUUUCCUUUUUCUUUCUUUCUUUCUUUCUUUCUUGCAUAUGAUCAAUGGCUGUAACAUGCUUUUCUUCUCCUCAGAUCUUACUUCAAAAAUCUGGUCCAGUUAUAAAGCCAAGAAGCAAUGAAAUUGCGAUGCUUAGACAUGGUCAAAUUCCACUCAAGAAAACACCUGCACUUCAAGUCAGAUCAUUCAAGAACAAGCAGGUCUUUGAGAAUCAAUCUGAGGGCAUAAUUUGUUACAGAGAUGAAAAUGGAGAAAUAAUAUGUGAAGGGUUUGACGAAGGCCCUAGGUUCCACCAACAACUUUCAAGAACAUCAUCAUCAUCAUCGCCAUCAUACGAUUCAAGAGAUGCCGAGAUUAUCAAUCUGCUUCAUCAAAGAUUGCUUCAAGUUGUUAAUGGUGGUGAGUUUAACAGUGCUGACAAUGGUGUUCCUGCUGUGCAAGACGACUUCAAAUGGAAUGGCUUCAACAAAUUCUGCUGAUCGAUUACCAACUCUUUUUCAAUUUCAUCAGUGCAUCCAAAAUAAUGUGUGUCGAGUAUAUGAAAAGAAAAAAGAAAAAGAAGGAAAUCAUUUCUUACACUCUCACAAUGUAAAUAGUGAGCUUAAAAAAGAACUUUUAUCUAUCUUGGAAACAGUUUCCUUUUCCAUUCUGUAUAUAAAAAUUUCAGGAUUUUCCUUUCCCUCCUA